AGAUCAGUUGCAAACUUCACGCGAGUAUCCGCACUGAUGGCUGAUUGCACAGAUAGGUGUAUCUCAAAAGUCACUUAAAUAAUUCUUUAAAUAUCUCGCGACGUUCAUAAAUAAACGGACGAAUUGUUUAGUUUUCUCGUUAUUUCUGUCGUUCGGUGACGAUGUCGAAGUUAGGUGAUAAACAGAAUUAUUCGCAAACUUACAAACUAGUUAUAGUCGGAGGUGGUGGUGUUGGAAAAUCAGCGAUAACCCUACAAUUUAUUCAGAGUUAUUUUGUAACAGAUUAUGACCCAACGAUAGAAGAUUCAUACACAAAACAAUGCGUGAUAGACGAUAUACCAGCAAAAUUAGAUAUUUUAGAUACAGCUGGGCAAGAAGAAUUCAGUGCAAUGCGAGAACAAUACAUGCGAUCGGGUGAAGGAUUUUUAUUAGUAUUUUCAGUCACGGAAAAAUCUAGUUUCGAAGAAAUCUAUAAAUUUCAUAAACAAAUUCUUAGAGUUAAAGAUAGAGAUGAGUUUCCAAUGUUAAUGGUUGGAAAUAAGAUUGAUUUAGAAUCACAAAGAGUUGUUUGGCAAGAAGAAGCUCAAGCUUUGGCGAGAAAUUUAAAAAUUCCUUAUAUGGAAUGUAGUGCAAAAAUGCGAAUGAACGUCGAUAACGCUUUUUACGAGUUGGUCAGGGUCGUGCGGAAGUUUCAAGCUUCUGAACGGCCCCCAAUAGACCCUACUCUUAAAGAGAAAAGCAAAAAGAAGUGUUGUAUUUUGUAAUUUAUUCAUAAUUCGGCUAAAGGACUGUUUAGGUAAAACGCUACAUCACAUAAUUUUUUCACUUGUCUACAUCACAAACCGGAUCGACUCGUUUAUUGCAACGUUAUUGUAAGCGUAACAAUACGUGUAUGCGGAUUACUGCCCGUCAUAAACAUGAUAUAUUUUAAAAA
Onthophagus taurus is the source of this 934-nucleotide messenger RNA. It is a transcript of the gene Ras64B, whose product is annotated as ras-like protein 2. Gene Ontology annotation, biological process: signal transduction. Lineage: Eukaryota; Metazoa; Arthropoda; Insecta; Coleoptera; Scarabaeidae. The record is from RefSeq and is a predicted model, not a curated record. Gene Ontology annotation, cellular component: membrane. Gene Ontology annotation, molecular function: GTP binding; GTPase activity.